AUGGCAUUAGCGUUUUUACUCCUUGUCGCCUUUGCAAUUGCGUGCAGUGCAAUGGAAAUAGAGAUUGGGAGCAGUCUCAAGCUGGGAAGCCAGUGGAAUUCAUCUGGAGGUACUUUUUCUCUUGGUUUUCGUCUAAUGGACGAGGCCUACAAUCUAGCAAUAUGGUACCAGAUCGAUCCUGAAGAAAUUGUUUGGAUGGCAACUACUGAUAACGGGCAGUUUGUCCAUGCCAGUGGAAGCGCACAGCUUCAGCUCAGGUCUGAUGGUGGACUCGUCAUCAUCGAUCGAGCUUCCAUUCUGUGGCGAACUAAUUCUGGACAGGCCAAAGGUGCUUCUCUUUUAGAGACUGGCAACUUGGUGGUCUAUGGAGAGAAUGAGCAAUUUGCAUGGAAAAGUUUUGAUGUUCCCACCACCACCAUCUUGCCUGAACAACAAUUUCACACAGAAACGGUUUCUGAUACUAAAAUUCUGUUCUCUCAGUCGAGAAACUAUGCACUCCAGCUCAACAGGGGUCAGGUUUUCCUGAGGAACAAUAACAAGAAGUUUGUCAUUCCUCAGAGAUACUGGUACAUAGCAAAUCCUGCUGUUAACAGUUCGCAAACGUGCCUUAUUGAUGAUACUGGGGAGCAAGUCAACAGUAACAUACAGUGCCAGACUGAUGGGUCUUUACGUUUUCCAGCAGUUCUCAACUUGAGCUCUGAUGGAGUUUUAUCGUAUUAUGACGCAACUGGCAUAGGAACUGAAAAUUCUCACAAAUAUGCACUGGAUUAUGGAAUCUCGAACGUUUUGAGGAGGCUUAAGCUAGAUGACGAUGGAAAUCUGAGAAUGUAUAGCUUCUCAAACGACACCAGGUCCUGGAGUAUUGUUUGGCAAGCACUUAUGCAGGAAUGUGAUGUCUUUGGAGCCUGUGGAGCUUUUGGCCUUUGCACCUAUCGACCAAAAAAGACUUGUAGCUGCCCUCCUGGAUUCCAUCGUGUUGAUCCCAUCGAUGAUUCUCAGGGUUGUGAUUAUAAUGUUCCUAUGGACUGUGAGCAUCCUACAAAGCUUGUCUUGGCCACCCGAGCCGACUACUACUACAGUGACUAUAGAUUUGACGCUGCCGUCACAACUUUGGAGCAAUGCAAGGCCAAUUGUCUAAAAGAUUGUCAGUGCCUAGCAGCUGCAUACAAGGCUCAAGACGGUGAUAGUCUAUGCUUCCUCAAGGGGGGACAGGAUAGACUCUACAAUGGGAUGCAGUCGUUUGACAAGCCCAACCUUGUGUACAUGAAAGUAUCCAUCAACGACAAACUAGCUGCUGAUGACCAUUAUGAUUACUUCAUGUCGAACACAAAUGCAACACUGAGCAACAUUUUCACUGCUCAUCACAAAGAAAGUUACCUUUCUAUGCACCUUCACUCAGUUGUCAUAGCCAUCGCCACUGCAGAAUUAGUUGCUUUUGCUGCUAUUGGAGUUGCCAUGUUCUCGAUGUGGAAGCGCAGAUCUCGAAAGGAAUGGGAGGCUUUAACAGCAGAGAUUGAGGGUUCUCCUACCAAGUUCACGUACAAACAACUCCAAGAGGCCACCAAUAACUUUGAGGAGACGCUAGGCUCUGGUGGAUACGGAACCGUCUACAGAGGUGAAAUACCUGAAAAAGGUGGUAUUGUGGCAGUCAAGGUGAUCAAAGCUGUUACUCAUGCAGAGAAGCAGUUCAAGGCGGAAGUGAAUACUAUUGGAAAGGUACAUCACGUUAAUCUUGUACGUCUGCUUGGCUACUGUGUGGAGGGUGUUCACAGGCUCCUUGUCUACGAGUUCAUGCCAAAUGGUUCACUCGACAAUUAUCUAUCCAGUAAUUCAGGCUCCUCUGACUCGAGUUGGCAGACUCGGUUUUCUAUAGCACUUGGCAUAGCAAAAGGCAUUGCUUAUUUACACGAGGAAUGCCAGGAGUGUAUUAUACAUUGCGACAUCAAGCCACAAAACAUACUUCUGGAUGAUCAAAUGAGUCCAAAGAUUGCCGACUUUGGUCUAGCCAAGCUGACUAAAAGAGAGCACUCCAUGAGCGUGACGACUGUAAGGGGAACCCGGGGUUAUUUGGCACCCGAGUGGCUGGAUGGUCUGUCGGUCACCCCCAAGAUCGAUGUUUAUAGCUUUGGAAUGCUCCUUUUUGACAUCCUCAGUGGAACAAAUAAGAUGAUUUUCAACGAAUUGGCUGGAACAAGCUUCGAAAGCUUUCCCUCAGGAAUGGAGGACUAUUUUCAGAAGUACAUAGCCUCAGAGCUACAAUGUAUUGCAGAUCCAAAGAUGGAGAUGGCAGAGACUGAUUGGCCGCAGUUUAAGUUGUUGCUGAAGGUUGCAUUGUGGUGCAUCCAGCAAAACCCAAGUUCAAGGCCCUCUAUGAGCCGUAUAGUGCAGCUGCUGGAACACAAUGAUCCGGAGAACAAGAUAUUUGAUCAAGACUUAUAUCGUAGAACUGUCCCAAGAGUUCCCAGUGCCGUCGUAGAAAGUGAGAACGCCAUCACCACUCAUGUUGAACCGAGGGAAUUGAACAUUUUCUGCGCUUCCCUGGUUGACAAGAAGUGCAUCGUUGGUGAGGAUAAGAUUCGCAUCUUCAGUGACAAGAAGUGGCUGAUCGCUGCCGAGGGACUUGGCUGUCCAAACUAUCGUAUCGGGGUCAAACACAUACCAAAUCGCGAGGCUGAAGCGCUUACUGUCAGCGAUCGACUUGAAACCUACAGCAAAAAUGCGUCCCUCCGAAACCCAAGACUCUCCAACUUCAAUGCCUUGGCCGAGGUCAGUGCCUUAUCUUUGUUCUUCACUGGAACUAUGGCAAAAGCUCUUUCCCUAGUGCUGAUCGCUACACUCUCAUCCGUUCUAUCUUCCAGAGCAGUUCAACUGGGAGAAAAGCUCAGUGCCGGAAACCCACCAUGGAUUUCUCGUGGGAACACUUUCGCAUUCGGCUUCUACAGCACUACUAGUGGUAUGUCCACUCUCGCAAUUUGGUACCAAAGCACAGGAACUGUCGUCUGGGAAGCCACGCUAGACAAUGGCGCAAGCACGAAAGAGAGAGUAAGCGUAAGCAGAAAUGGAGUUCUCGAGCUCACCGCAACUGGUCUCGUCGUCACAGACGCUUCCAAGCCCGUGUGGACUUCAAAUCUGCGAUGCAACAAUCGUUGCUCUGUCACCGUAGCUUCUCUGGAGGAAAAUGGAAACCUUGUGCUGCUCGGCAAUGGAACAAGGCUCUGGCAGAGCUUCGACUCACCAACAGAUACAAUUCUUCCCGAGCAAGAUCUGGUUGGAAACAUGACGCUGGUCUCCGGAAAGUAUAGACUGAGCAUGAAUAAGAGCAGUGUUGGCCUCUACUUUGAUGGCUUUUCAGCGAAUGAAUCCUACUGGAGUGUUCUCAACAAGGAUCUUGACGUGACGAUGAAAAACUCCAUCCCCAGGCUCACCUUCAACAGGAAUGGAAGUCUCGAGUUUUUCGACGCAAAUGGAAGCUCUUGGUAUCGCUACAAGUAUGACAACGCGCAGCGGUACCCGAUAGACUACGGAAACAGCAGCGUCUUGCGGAGGCUCACGCUGGAAAAGAAUGGAACUUUGCGGAGCUACAGCACAUAUGGAGAGAGAUCUCUCUGGAGAGUUGUGUGGCAAUCGCUACUGCUCGAGUGCGAUGUGUUUGGGACGUGUGGAAAUUUCGGGCUUUGCAAGUACCAGCCCAGGAAGUCGUGCGUUUGCCCCCCAGGAUUUCAUACUGUACGUGAUAGGAGCAGUGGUCAGCUCGAUGGCGAUUUUCCGGGAUGCAGCUACAACUUUCCAUUGAACUGUAGCAACAGCAAGAUGGUGGAGCUAGCUCGAGCCGAUUUUCUUGGAAGUGGUUACAUCGUCGGUUUAAACUCCAGCAUGUCCUUGGAGCAGUGCAAGAAACUUUGCUUGGACGAUUGCCAGUGCGUUGGUGCUGCCUACACGCUUGACGGCUCGGGGCAAUGCCGGCUAAGGAAAGGUGGCAGCACUCCAUACAACAUUGUCCAGUCGCCACAAAAGGCAUCCAUCGCUCUCAUCAAACUCUCGGCCUCGGACACACGCGCACAAGCCGAUCCAAACGACAUGAAAAACCUCUUUGUCACGAGCAUGAAUGCCAGCGAUCUAUAUCAAGCGGACAGUCGCAAGUCUAGCGGCACCAAGUUCUUCACGGCUUCUCGAGCACUCGUGUUUGGUGUGGCGGUGGGGGAAUUUGUGAUCCUGUGCUGCGUUGUGAUAGCAACGUCGAUGUGUUGGCGAAGAUCUAACAAGAAAAUGUGGAACAAACAUGCUGGUGAUCACCAUGGGCCGACGAGAUUCUCAUACGAGCAACUGGAAAUUGCUACUGGGAACUUCCGUCACAAACUCGGCUCCGGUGGAUUUGGGAGUGUCUACAAGGGUGUCCUUCCGGACAAAACAGUGGUGGCUGUGAAGACUCUAGAGGUUGCCACUCACGGAGAAAACCAGUUCAAAGCCGAGGUUGCCACUCUUGGAACGAUUCAUCACGUCAACUUGGUUAAACUCUUGGGCUACUGUGUCGAGGGCAGCCACAGGGUUCUGGUUUACGAGUACAUGACCAAUGGAUCGCUGGACAAAGUGUUGACGUCGAUAAGAGCUCCUUGGAAAACCAGAUACUCCAUUGCUAUGGGCAUUGCAAGGGGCAUCACCUACUUGCAUGAGGAGUGCUACGAGUGCAUUCUCCACUGCGACAUCAAGCCACAAAACAUCCUCCUCGACCAAAACUUGUGCCCAAAGGUGGCGGACUUUGGCCUUGCAAAGCUGACCAAGAGGGAGAUGGCUCUCAACGUGACCACCAUCCGAGGAACUCGAGGAUACUUGGCGCCCGAGUGGAUCAGCAAUCGGCCCAUCACCACCAAAGUGGACGUCUACAGCUACGGAAUGGUGCUGCUCGAGCUUCUAAGCGGCCAUGACAAGUCAAGAUCCGGCCAGAACACUUCUUUCUCCGUGUGGGCUUUCCAGAAGUACAUGGCGGGAGAGUUUGAGAGCAUUGUGGAUCCAAAGCUUGUCACGAGUGUCGAGUGGAGCCAGUUUGAGAGGAUGCUCAAGACUGCGUUCUGGUGCAUCCAGCUCGAUGCGAAUUUGAGGCCCAGCAUGAGCCGGGUUAUCCAGAUGCUCGAGGACAACAGCUCCGAGGUUGCGGUUCCACCAUUUCCAACACCACUUGAUCACGAAGCUGGAACUGGUAACUCGAGCUCCAUUCCUCUCGAGACACAGUCGUUUCUGGAAGCACGCUAAGCUAAGCUAGCUAAAUUUAUAUUAUAAAACUACAAAACGAAAUAGGAAUGCUUAGAGAUUCCAGAUGCCAGAAAGUUGAUAAAGUAGCAUUUUGUCACUGUUAAAUUUCAUGCUCAUGCUCUGCUUACAUGCAUCAAAAUAAAUAUUGCGAUUCAUCGACAUCACAGAGCCCGAUAUUCAUAUCUUGGAAAAGUUGGCCGCCGUAAAAACCAUGCAAGGAUUUAAUUUUCUCGAUCUUUGGCUCGCGUCGAAAGUUACCGUUGAAAGAAUUCGCUGAUGAUUACUUUAACCCGUAACGCUAGCCCGGAAUAUCCCCACCAAAAGAUCCAGUCGCGUUGCCUCUCGACAUUCCGCCACGAAAUGCCGACCCGGCUUACGAUGUAACAGUACCACUAGUUACGGUAAGACAGAAGACGCGAGUUCCCUACGGUGGCACUAUCUUCCUCUUUAGAUUUGUUUUUGUUUCUUCUGCCGCAAGGAAGAAAGGAAGAGACGAGCAAAGCUGCGAGCAGCGGUCGAGCGAUCGAUCGAGCGAUUGAGUGGUUUCAUCACGGAGAAGAUCAAAAUGGUCCUUCCUUGGAACCAGGCUUCCGGCCAUUGUGGGGGGCUCCUACGCUUACAUUCUCCCCAUAUUCAGCAUCAUCAACUCUCCCAAGCUGCGAGCCAUCACAGACGAUCGCGAGAGGUUUCUUCACUCGAUGAAAGCUAUCCAGGGAGCUCUCAUCUGUGCCUCCAUUCUCCAGAUAGUCCUUGGCUUCAGUGCACUCUGGGGUAUUUUUUCAAGGUGUAGUUUAAGACUCGAUCGUUUCUUUUUGUUUGACGAUAUAGUCGUGAGCCA
Molecule: messenger RNA, 6085 nt
Organism: Selaginella moellendorffii
Lineage: Eukaryota; Viridiplantae; Streptophyta; Lycopodiopsida; Selaginellales; Selaginellaceae
Exons: 6
Coding region: 1-5247 (1748 amino acids)
Biological process (GO): protein phosphorylation; recognition of pollen
Molecular function (GO): ATP binding; protein kinase activity
Source: RefSeq, a predicted model, not a curated record